AUGAAAAUUGAAUGUCAAAUUUGUUUUGAAUAUCAUCCAAAAACUUUAUUCACUAAAAUUACUGUGAAUUGUAAUCAUGGAUCAAAUAUUUGUAAAUUAUGCAUUAAUAAGCAUAUUACAAUUAAAUUAGAUAGUCAAAGUGAUAUAAAAAUCAAUUGUCCAUUUAAUAAAUGUAAUCAAAUUAUACAAAUUAAUGAUAUAAGAAAGAUUAAUAAAAAAUUAUAUGAAAGAUAUAAUACUUUAUUGCUUCAUCAAACGUUAAGCAAAAUCCCAGAAUUUAGAUGGUGUAAAAAUUCUGGAUGUAAUUCUGGUCAAAUUCAUUUUGGAGGAGAUGAUGCUCCUAUAAUGACUUGUCAAGCUUGUAAACAAAAAUUUUGUUACACUCACGAUAUUCCUUGGCAUGAGGAUUCAACUUGUUCUAAUUACGAACUUAUUAUCAGACAAGGUAAUGACAAAGCAACUCAAGAUUUACUCGAAAAAGAAACAAAACCAUGUCCAAAAUGUGGAAUAAGAAUCAUGAAGGAAGAUGGGUGUGAUCAUAUGGCUUGCAAAAUUAGGACUUGUAAAUACGAAUUUUGUUGGUUGUAA
This is a messenger RNA of Rhizophagus irregularis DAOM 181602=DAOM 197198, 588 nucleotides long. RefSeq lists its product as uncharacterized. Lineage: Eukaryota; Fungi; Glomeromycota; Glomeromycetes; Glomerales; Glomeraceae. The record is from RefSeq and is a predicted model, not a curated record. Gene Ontology annotation, cellular component: ubiquitin ligase complex; cytoplasm. Gene Ontology annotation, molecular function: ubiquitin conjugating enzyme binding; ubiquitin protein ligase activity; zinc ion binding. Gene Ontology annotation, biological process: ubiquitin-dependent protein catabolic process; positive regulation of proteasomal ubiquitin-dependent protein catabolic process; protein polyubiquitination.